Actinia tenebrosa (Australian red waratah sea anemone) is the source of this 686-nucleotide messenger RNA. Its product is annotated as NPC intracellular cholesterol transporter 2. Gene Ontology annotation, molecular function: sterol binding. The record is from RefSeq and is a predicted model, not a curated record. NCBI's taxonomy places the organism in Eukaryota, Metazoa, Cnidaria, Anthozoa, Actiniaria, Actiniidae. Gene Ontology annotation, biological process: sterol transport.
AUAAACCGUGACACGCCCCCUUUACGGUCCAGUAAACGAAAGCAAGAAGUAUAAUUCAGGGAAUUGAAGUAGUCGAGCUCUGUCAAGAUGGCUCAAGUGUACGCGCUCUUGUUCGUAGCAAUCGUCURCAUGUCGAAUGUUUUCAUAUCAGUUUCGGCCAUGGCUGUCAACUUCACAGACUGUGGAUCCGAAAGCAAGCUGGUCAGYCUUGACAUAACACCAUGCAGUGAACAGCCGUGCAACAUGAAGAGAGGCACUACAGAAACUGGUACACUCACAUUCAUUCCAUCUGAAGACAUCACAAGUGCCAAGGUUAAGGCUUUUGCUGUCCAAGAAGGUUUCAACAUUCCUUUACCAAUCCCUAGCAAUGCUUGCCAGGGCUAUGGACUCGAAUGCCCCGUCAAGAAAGGAUCACAAGCAAAGUUUGUCGUCAAGCAAGAAAUACAACAAGAAUUUCCGCCCGUGAAGCUGUCAAUCAAAGGAGAAAUAAUCGAUCCUGAGGGGRAAAUGCUUGUAUGCUUUCAGUUCCCUAUUGUCAUUAGUUAACGGACGGACGUUAAGAACUGAUGUCAGCGUGUAGUCAAGGUCACAAGGUUAGGCGUAUUUGUACACAUUUUAAAGUACGCUUGAUCUACCUGUUGUAAAAUUGAAUUAAUCAUCAAUAAAUAUUACUUUGACRGACUAUA